AUGGCUACAGAGAGAACGGAGGAAGGCCAGCUCAUCAUAACAGUGCUAAACUCAUGGGAAGAAGAGGCAUGUCUCAGGUCCAUGAAGAAGACAGCUUUGAAAAACUGCGAUGAAUUCGUAUCCGCAUUCGCGGAAUGCAGUAAACACGGCACCGUACGUGUCUUUUUCGCUUGUCAAGCAACAAACAAGGCCAUGAAUGAUUGCUUGCGCCAAUUUACUACGGACGAAACACUAGACAAGCUACGUGAAAAGGCUCUUGACGACAAAAUUGCAAGAUUACAAUCAGGCCAGCAGAAACCUCCAAAUGAUGCAAACUUGCUGCAUCCUAUAUUCAGGAGGAAUAAGAAGUGA
This is a messenger RNA of Synchytrium microbalum, 351 nucleotides long. RefSeq lists its product as uncharacterized. The transcript has 3 exons. NCBI's taxonomy places the organism in Eukaryota, Fungi, Chytridiomycota, Chytridiomycetes, Synchytriales, Synchytriaceae. Gene Ontology annotation, cellular component: mitochondrion. The coding region runs from base 1 to 351 and encodes 116 amino acids. The record is from RefSeq and is a predicted model, not a curated record.